AUGGUCUUCAAUCCAGCUAACUGGCUCUACAUCCGUCGCAUCCUCCGCCUGCGUAUCACGAGAGUAGCCUUCUUCCUCUUCCUCCUCUUCAACUUCCUCGACGUACUGCGCAUUCAUCACAACCUCAGCCACAGCCAUGGCCAACGCCGGUCAAAACGUCCCGGCCCGUCGCGACCCCACGAGCGAAUCUACAUUGCGAGCAUGCAUUUCAACAAUGGCGAGAUCCUAAAGAGCCAUUGGAACGACGCGGUCAUUGGACUGACAGAGACGUUUGGCCCCAAGAACGUCUUUGUCAGUAUAUUCGAAAGCGGCAGCUGGGACGAUAGCAAAACCGUGCUGAAGGAGCUAGAUCGGGACCUGGAAAAGAGAGGUGUCCCGCACCGCGUUGAGGUGUCGGAUGUGACGCACCAGGAUGAACUGGACAGCGCGAACAAGGGCGACGGUUGGAUAGACACGCCGAGGCAUAAGAAGGAGUUGCGGCGCAUUCCGUACCUGUCGAGAUUGAGGAACAAGACGAUUAAGGAUUUGCUGGAUCUUCAUAAGCAGGGUGUUACGUUUGACAAGGUGCUGUUUCUGAAUGAUGUGGUGUUUACGGUCGACGAUGUUUUGACGUUGAUGGAGACGAAUGGGGGUGAAUAUGCAGCGGCUUGCUCGUUGGAUUUUUCCAAACCCCCUCUGUAUUAUGAUACGUUUGCGUUACGGGACAUUGAAGGCCAUGGACAUGUUAUGCAGACAUGGCCGUAUUUCAAAGCCAGGACAUCGAGAAACGCCCUGGUGAGCAACACGGACGCCGUGCCCGUCACUAGUUGCUGGAACGGCAUUGUCGUCAUGCCCGCUGAGCCCUUUGUCUCUUCAACCAAGCUCCGCUUCAGGGGGGUGCCAGACUCCCUCGCAAGCUACCACCUCGAAGGCUCCGAGUGCUGCCUCAUACACGCCGAUAAUCCCCUCUCCCGGACCCUUGGCGUCUAUCUCAACCCCCGCGUGAGGGUUGGCUACAACCCCGCUGCGUAUACUGCCACACAUCCCGCUGGCUCGUGGGUAUCCGCGUGGGAUAUCUUCAUGGGAAUUUGGAGGAACCGAUUAAAGCGUUGGACGUCGGUUACGUUUGAGGGGAUGGUGGUGCGGUCGAGGGUUAAGCGCUGGGAAAGGGAAAAGAGUGGGAAUAGUGAACCGGGUGUGUUUUGUUUGAUUAACGAGAUGCAGGUUUUGGCUCACAAUGGGUGGGCGCAUGUAUGA
Pochonia chlamydosporia 170 is the source of this 1236-nucleotide messenger RNA. Its product is annotated as polysaccharide export protein. The transcript has 3 exons. The coding region runs from base 1 to 1236 and encodes 411 amino acids. The record is from RefSeq and is a predicted model, not a curated record. Lineage: Eukaryota; Fungi; Ascomycota; Sordariomycetes; Hypocreales; Clavicipitaceae.